This is a messenger RNA of Colias croceus (clouded yellow), 2135 nucleotides long. It is a transcript of the gene chn, whose product is annotated as protein charlatan. NCBI's taxonomy places the organism in Eukaryota, Metazoa, Arthropoda, Insecta, Lepidoptera, Pieridae. Gene Ontology annotation, biological process: regulation of transcription by RNA polymerase II. The record is from RefSeq and is a predicted model, not a curated record. Gene Ontology annotation, molecular function: DNA-binding transcription factor activity, RNA polymerase II-specific; RNA polymerase II transcription regulatory region sequence-specific DNA binding. The coding region runs from base 181 to 1914 and encodes 577 amino acids. Gene Ontology annotation, cellular component: nucleus. The transcript is spliced from 7 exons.
CGCCGCGCGGCCAGCACCCGGCACCCGCCGCGCGAGCCCCCACCUGCAGCUGCACCGCCCCCCCCCAGGGGCCCGGCCGCGUGCUGCUCGAGGGCACCUCCCGCGGAGCCUAUCGAUACCUGUACAUAUGUCUCGAUAUGUUUCAAUGCGAUUCGAAAGUCGCAGCGGUGAAGACCAAGCAUGGAGAGUAGCACCGGAGUGGGCAGCGUAGCGUCUCUCACGAUGGAUUGCGAGGACAUGUUCAAAGAAAUAACGAAAAAGCUGUACGGCGAAGAGGCGAGCGUGGGCGUCGGCAUCGGCGUGGGCGUGGGCGUCGGCGGCGUGGUGGGCGUGGAGUUUCCGGCGGCCGAGCGUGACCUGCAGGAGGACGAUCUGCGCCCCGAGGAGCACAUCACCGCCUGGGGCCUCGCCGCGCUCAUGCAGAACGGCUUCCCGCCGCCCGGCAUUCUUCAGGCGAACUUCACGCCGCGCACGGACCCCACGGCGGAGGACCGCUGGACGGCCGCCGAGGAGCCGCUGGCGUGGGCGCACUCGCGCAUCGCCGCCUACAACCCGGCGCAGCGCCUGUUCAAGUGCACGGACUGCGAGUGCGUGGGCUUCCUGGCGCGCGUGGCGGAGCACUGGCUCGGCACGCACUCGCAGGCGCGCGCCUUCCAGUGCCCGCUGGGGGGCUGCGGCUUCGCGUCGGGCUGGGCGCGCGCCGUGCGCUCGCACCUGGCGCGCGACCACCACUCCGACCCGGCUGCCGCCGACCACCUGCUGCGCGACAACCCCGCGCUCGACGACCUCACGCGCUACCUGCAGCGCCUCAAGACCAAGGUCGAAGCGGCAAGAACUGAAAGGCGCAAUUCGACAAAUGGUUCCGGCGGCAACGCGGGCGGCGAGGCCGUGUCGCCGGGCGAGGGUGGCGCGCCCGACGCCGGCAAGCGCUACGCGUGCGGCGCCUGCCCCUACGCCACCGACCGCCGCGACCUGUUCACGCGCCACGAGAACAUCCACCGCGACGAGAAGCCCUUCCACUGCUACCUGUGCCAGAAGCAGUUCAACCGCGCCGACCACGUCAAGAAGCACUUCCUGCGCAUGCACCGCGACCAGCCCUACGACCUGAACCGCAUUCGGCGCGCCGCGCUGCCCGCGCUGCCCGCGCUGCCCGCGCUGCCCGCCGCGCCGGCGCCCGACUGCCGCGCCGCGCCCGUCAAGCUGGAGCGCGCCCCGCUCGCCAAAUCCGACGCGCCCUCCGCCCCCCACAAGGCCGCAGCGCCUAGCCCGGUCCGCAGAAAGGGCGAGCGGCGCUACGCGUGCUGCUACUGCGCGUGGUCGGGCGUGGACAACUGGUGCCUCAAGCGGCACCUCAACACGCACCUGAAGCCGUUCGCGUGCGCGCUGUGCGAGUACAAGGCGGCGCGCGCCGAGCGGCUCGCCACGCACGUGCACAAGGUGCACAACAAGAAGGCCUGCGCCAAGUGCCCCUUCCUCGCCGACGACGCGCACCAGCUGGCGCUGCACCUCCGCGACGCGCACCAUAUCGAGAGCCGCAACCUGAAAGUGCCCACGAGCGUGAGUCGCGGGUUCCCGAGCGCGCCGCAGCAGCCGGCGCAGCAGGGCGCGGGGGCGCCGGCGGGCGGGGGCGCGGGCGCGGGCGCGGGCGGGGCGGCGGGCGCGGGCGGGGCGCCGGGCCCCGCGCAGGGCGCCGGCGGGGGCGCGGCGAGCGCGGGCGGGUCGCGGCGCCGCGAGGGCCGGGCCGCGGGCGCCGCGCGGCUGUUCGGCUACCUGGAGGCGUCGGACGGGUCGGGCGACGAGUACGAGCCGCCGCCGCUGGGCGAGUUCGCGGCGCCGCACUACGCGCGCGACAAGGAGAACGCCGCGCCGGCGCCGCUGCACCACUCGCUGCACGACCACUGCCUGCGCUACUGAACGGCACCCGACGGUGUCUUACCGCAUGGAGUUAUAUUUAAAGGCUUAUCGAUUAUAUUAGUCGUAAGAAAGUUAUAUAUUAGAGUUAUAAAAUACGUUAUCGCGUUCACUGCGUGCACCGCAAUAUUGUAAAUUAUGAUUAUUGAUUAUGAACACGAGGUUAUAUUUCUUGUCGAUGAUUGUUUUGUUUAGUUUUAUUGAAAUAAAUUAAUUUAAAACUU